UCAGCAAUAUUUGUUUGUUCUGCUACUGAGACAGUCAAAGAGGAGUCCUGACCAGCUUGAAAAUCUACAUACUUUCUUACGUGUGUGAAUAGCCCAUUAUUUUACUGUGUAGUUUAGUGAUAGUGCUAAGUACAGUAAUGGAUAGCAGCCAGGCAAGAUCGCGUUGGUCAAGUGGAUAGGGUGGUAUUGCCUAUCCACCUUAUCUUGGGCUGGUUGGUGACAGGUGUGAAGGAAAUCACAUGCCAGCCUGAAUUAUCCAAAGUCAUGAAACACAAAAGAAUCAGGCAAUCAAGGCAGAAAUGACGGAAAUGAGAAGCCUAUCAGGUUACAUCUGAAAAUGACAAAGUGGAGUGAGGAACUCAAGAAAUCACAUUCCAGAGUAUGCUGUGUCUACCUGAUAUUUUAAAAUGUUUCAAUAAACCCUUCUUCAUAAGCAUUUCCUUCAAUAUUGAGACUGAGCUCCCUGGAAGAUAACUCCCCACUUCUGACCAAGCUGUGUGGUGCAUCCUGGGAGCCACAUGACUGCAGCAAACCUGCAAUUGUCUGCAUGGCUGAUAGUGCACCUGACAGAGCUGAGACAGAAGUUGAAAAUCUCCAUGUUGUGAAAUCCCUGGCCAUCACUUCUCACAUUCCGCUACUUGGUUUUGUUUUGAGUGUUUUAGGCUGGAUUCUGUGUGUUAUUUCAAUAGGACUUAUACAGUGGAGAGUGUGGCAUGUGGACGACACCACCAUCAUCUCCUCCGGUACCAUAUGGAUUGGAAUCUGGGACGUCUGCUUUACUCUUAACCCUGAACUUGCCAAUGGUUCUUCCUUAAUGCUCUGUCAAAGAUUCACUACUCAGAACACCUUCAUCCCCUCAGAAAUUUUUGUUGCCCAAGACCUUCUGAUGUUAGCCACUAUCAUGGAAGCAGUAGCUAUAGGUUUCACCCUCUCUGCUUUGUGGGCUCUUUAUAAGAGAGGGCUUAAGAAACACUAUAAGUUAGUCUUUUUUCUAACUGGGGGGGUCUUGAACAUCAUAUCAAGUGUUUUUAUCUUAAUUCCAGUAAGCUGGAAUUUACAUUCCAUAAUGAAAAAUCGUAGUAUUGCCUUCCCUCCUCCUUACCAUUUGCCUUCCACUCCAAAGUCUCAGGAAGUUGGAGCUGCUAUUCCUGUGGGGCUUAUAUCUGUUCUCCUGCUGCUAUUGGGUGGGUUCUUACUGCUCUGUGACAGGUCUCUUAAACUAGCCAGUAAGGUGUAUCCUAAAAAGAAAAAAACAGAUCAGGUAGCACAGAGCCAGAGGCAAACAUGCCAGUCCAAACAUCCUUCUGCCAGACCAAACCAAACUUAUCCACAGUGUGGAUCUUUCUUGGAAAUUGAGCUGUGGGGCCCACGGAGACCUUUUGGCAUGGACAGCUUGUCUGGGACCCAUCUACAGAGAGGCCCCACACUUACGAAGAAUGAGGUACCUGAACAAGAACAGGCAACCUCCUUUCAAAUCCCUACUGGCCCUCUUCCACACCGAUCAUCCAAAUGUGUAGUACCUGACACCACCAUUUUUAUAAUUGGUGAAGAGCUUCCUUAUUUUUAAUUUGACUAGCUGCCUCCAAUUUCAAUUCUUACAGAGGCAAGGAAAGGUUGAGUAUCAGGAAAACAGGUUUCUGACAUGAGGGGUCCCUCCCACUUGACAGGGACUUGGUUGGGGACCCAUAUGUUACAUCAUACAAAACCUAGAUCCAAACCUGUUCAAGCCUCCUCACAAAAGCUCUCAUUGAUGUCAGCUGGGGCCCCAUAUGGUGAAUAACUUCCAAGAGAGAUCUUCACUGCAGAUAAGUGCAAAUCUGACAGCAGGAUUUUAUCCUUUGGAGUGGGCCAAGUUCUGUUUCCAGUCACACAGGAGCUUUACCUGUGUAACUGGGAGCAGAAUUUAGCCUUUUGUGUCCUUUGGUGAGCUCUUGGUUCCUAUUGCCACUUACAAUUAUAUUAACCAUGUAGUAACUUGAAUUCAUUGAAUCCUAAUAAAUCACAUGAAGGGGUGUAGUCCUCUGAGGUGCUGUAUGCCCUCAGCUCCCUUGAAAUUAAUGGAGUUGGAGGCAUUCAGCACCUCUCAGGAGGUGUUUAGCAUUUUAUAAGAUUGUGUCUUUGAAUAUAAAAUGAUUAUUCCUA
Molecule: messenger RNA, 2142 nt
Organism: Mauremys reevesii (Reeves's turtle)
Lineage: Eukaryota; Metazoa; Chordata; Testudines; Geoemydidae
Product: claudin-34-like
Exons: 5
Coding region: 548-1567 (339 amino acids)
Biological process (GO): bicellular tight junction assembly; cell adhesion
Cellular component (GO): bicellular tight junction; plasma membrane
Molecular function (GO): structural molecule activity
Source: RefSeq, a predicted model, not a curated record